This is a messenger RNA of Lotus japonicus, 1761 nucleotides long. Its product is annotated as cyanidin 3-O-galactoside 2''-O-xylosyltransferase FGGT1-like. Gene Ontology annotation, molecular function: UDP-glycosyltransferase activity. NCBI's taxonomy places the organism in Eukaryota, Viridiplantae, Streptophyta, Magnoliopsida, Fabales, Fabaceae. The transcript has a single exon. Bases 193 to 1554 code for a protein of 453 amino acids. The record is from RefSeq and is a predicted model, not a curated record.
UUCAAUUGAAAUUGGAAAGCAUAGGAUAUAUUGUAUACUUUGGUAUAUGCUUAUUGCUUGAGCUGAUUAAUUCAGGUAAGCCAACCUUACUAGCUCCAAGGAGAUUAAAAAGGUUUGCUUUUUAUUUGUCUUACUGUUAGGGAGAGAUAAAAAUACAUAUACUUCAUUUGAUUCAAUAUCUCAACCUGCAGCAUGGAUUCACCUUCUUUGCACAUAGCAAUGUUCCCAUGGUUUGCUAUGGGGCACCUGACCCCUUAUCUCCACCUCUCUAACAAAUUAGCAAAAAGAGGACACAAAAUCUCCUUCUUCAUCCCCAAAAGAACACAAGCAAAGUUACAACAUCUCAACCUUCACCCAAAUCUUAUUACCUUUAUCCCCAUCACUGUUCCUCAUGCUGAUGGCCUUCCUCAUAAUGCUGAAACCACUUCAGAAGUUCCCUUCUCCUUAUUCUCAAAUCUUGCCACAGCUUUGGAUCACACAGAGAAGGACAUUGAACCUCUGCUGAGGGUGCUAAACCCACAAAUUGUUUUCUUUGAUUUUCAACACUGGCUACCAAACAUGGCAAGGAGCCUUGGCAUCAAGAGUGUCCAGUACUUCAUAGUUAAUCCAGUAACAUCAGCAUCAAGAGUGUUCAAUACUUCCCUUGGGAGACAGAGCCAAGGAACAGAGUUCCCUGGUUCAUCCUUUAAGUUUUAUAAACAUGAACUUCGAUUCCUAGCUGGCACGAGGGAACUGGUGUUUGGAAGUGGUAUUUUGUUUCAUGAUCGCUUAGGCACGGGUACAAGCUUGUCAGAUGCAAUUGGGUUCAAAGGUUGCAGAGAACUUGAUGGACCAUAUGCAGAGUAUCUUGAAAAUGUAUAUAAGAAGCCUGUUCUGCUUUCAGGCCCUCUUUUACCAGAGCCAUCAAACUCUACUUUGGAGGAAAAAUGGGUUUCAUGGCUUGAGAAAUUCAAUUCUGGUUCUGUGGUUUUCUGUGCAUAUGGAAGUGAAGGUCCAUUACAGCAGAAUCAGUUUCAGGAAUUGUUGCUUGGUCUUGAGUUAACAGGUUUUCCAUUUCUUGCAGCACUUAAGCCCCCUACUGGAUUUGAGUCUAUUGAAGAAGCUCUUCCUGAAGGAUUCAAAGAAAGGGUUCAGGGAAGAGGGAUUGCAUAUGGAGGUUGGGUUCAGCAGCAAUUGAUUUUAGGACACCCUUCUGUUGGUUGCUUCAUAACACACUGUGGUGCAGCUUCUAUCACUGAGGCACUUGUCAGCACCUGUCAAAUGGUGCUGCUACCGCGGUUAGGCUCUGAUCAUAUCAUGAAUGCGCGGGUGAUGAGUGCACAAUUAAAGGUUGGGGUAGAAGUGGAGAAAGAAGAACAAGACGGGUUAUUCACUAAAGAAAGUGUAUGCAGAGCUGUGAAAACUGUGAUGGAUGAUGAGAGUGAGCUUGGAAGAGAAGUGAGAGCAAAUCAUACCAGAGUGAGGAAUUUAUUACUGGGUGAAAAUUUAGAGUCCUCAUGUGUUGAUACUUUCUGCCAAAGGCUUCAAGAGUUGUUGCAAAUUCUACCUGAGUAGAAAAGUGAGAAAACAUAGCGAGUAUAUGUUUGAAUUUGCGUUGAACUUAUUUUUGUCAUAUACAUGAGUUGAUGUGCCAAAAAUUUGUUUUCUGUUAAUGUGUUCGGAUGUGUGUUUUCUUUUAUGACGAACGAGAAACUAUUUAUAUGAGUCGAUGUACAUAUGAGUCGAUGUGCCAAAAAUUGUUUUCUGUUAAUGUGUUUGGAU